Molecule: messenger RNA, 1401 nt
Organism: Lathyrus sativus (Indian pea)
Lineage: Eukaryota; Viridiplantae; Streptophyta; Magnoliopsida; Fabales; Fabaceae
Source: the annotation of a GenBank genome assembly
AUGGAUCAUAACCAUUUCCCUAUUCUCUGCUACCUCUUAAACCACCUACACCCUCAAACAUAUCCACCUCUUCCACAACACCUUCAUCAAAAUCUAUUAACCCGUUUCCCUCAUUUCAACAACCCCAAACUCUUACCUUCACUCACCAACCUCGUUUCCAAUCUCAACAUCACACACACUCUGUCUUUUCUCAACACCCUCGGUCCACGUCCUGAUCCUUCUUCCAUCGCUGCUUCACGUGCCAAAGUCGCCGAAACCGAUGCCAACGUGGCAGUUUAUCAGGCUUUGUUGAGAGUAGACGAUAUGCACGAGGAGUGUGUGAAGCAGUUGAGGGUUGCUGAGGAGAAGUUGGUGGAAGCUUAUGAGUUGUUUGUGGAGAAGUCGGUGAAAGGAGUUGAUGAAGUGAAUGAAAAAAUUGUUGGAAUAUUGAGGAAAGUUGAAGAGGGUGAGAUUGUUGAGAAAGUUGAUCUUUCUGGGAUGAAGUUGAGGAUUUUUCCUGAGGCGUUUGGGAAGAUGAAGAGUUUACUUGUUCUUAAUUUGUCUCAUAAUCAGUUAAAGGUGAUUCCAGAUUCAAUAGCAGGCCUAAAAAAGCUUGAAGAACUUGAUGUUUCAUCAAACCUUUUAGAGUCUCUACCAGACUGCAUUGGAUUGCUAACCAAUCUAAAAAUCCUUAAUCUGUCAGGAAACAAGCUAACUGCUCUUCCUGAAUCCAUUUCUCUUUGCAGGUCACUAGUUGAACUGGAUGCAAGCUUUAACAACUUAAUUUGUCUGCCAACCAAUAUUGCUUACGGACUCAUUAACCUUGAGAAGCUCUUGAUCCAUUUGAAUAAGAUUCGGUUUCUUCCUCUAUCCAUUGGAGAAAUGAAAUCUCUGAGAUAUCUUGAUGUUCAUUUCAACGAGCUUCAUGGCCUACCUCAAUCUACUGGGAAACUAGCAAACCUUGAAUAUCUAAACAUCAGUAGUAAUUUCAACGACAUGACGCAGCUUCCCGAAACAGUUGGUGGUUUGAGUAACUUGGUGGAGCUAGACAUGAGCAAUAACCAGAUCCGAGCUCUUCCUUGCGCGUUUUGCAGGCUGUGUAAACUAACAAAAUUGAACCUGGACCAGAAUCCGAUUGUUGUUCCACCUAUAGAGGUUGUAAAUCAAGGAGCUGAGGCUAUCAAGGAGUUCCUGGCUAAGCGGUGGCUUGAAAUCAUUGACGAAGAGCGACUGAGAAACAUGGCUGAAACACAAAAUCGACAAGUAGAGACAGGAUGGUUGGUGUGGGGAGCCUCAUUGUUGAAUAAUGUUGCUGUGGUUUCUGAGAGUGUUGCAGAAUAUUUGGGAGUUAGAAAAGCUACUACAGAUAUGAAUGGAUCAACGGCUGAGACCCAUGAAUUACUAACCCAGACACGAAACUAA